Messenger RNA from Anopheles marshallii, 2520 nucleotides. RefSeq names its product exonuclease 1 (gene tos). Bases 1 to 2520 code for a protein of 839 amino acids. Gene Ontology annotation, biological process: DNA recombination; mismatch repair. Lineage: Eukaryota; Metazoa; Arthropoda; Insecta; Diptera; Culicidae. Gene Ontology annotation, molecular function: 5'-3' DNA exonuclease activity; DNA binding; metal ion binding. The record is from RefSeq and is a predicted model, not a curated record. The transcript is spliced from 3 exons. Gene Ontology annotation, cellular component: nucleus.
AUGGGUAUUACGGGUCUAUUGCCAUUCCUGGAAAAGGCGAGCAGUGCUUGCCACUUACGUGAUCUGCGAGGCAAAUGUGUAGCAAUAGACACGUACUGUUGGUUGCACCGGGGAGCAUUUGCAUGUGCAGAACGGCUAGCACGAGGUGAAUCCACUGAUACUCACAUAUUAUAUUGCCUAAAGUAUGUCCAGUUGUUGCUGUCGCACAACAUCAAACCGAUUCUCGUUUUCGACGGUCAACAUCUGCCAGCCAAAGCCGCAACCGAGGCGAAGCGGCGCGAGAGCAGAGCUAAUGCUCGCAAACGUGGAGCAGAACUAUUGCGUCAAGGGCGUAUCGAAGAAGCACGAAGUUUCCUGCGACGUUGCGUCGAUAUUACGCACGAAAUGGCACUGCAGCUGAUACGAGAAUGCCACAAACGGGGCGUAGAUUGUAUAGUAGCGCCGUACGAAGCUGAUGCACAGUUAGCGUAUCUCAACCUCACGGACAUCGCACAGUAUGUCAUCACGGAAGAUUCGGAUCUGGUGUUGUUUGGCUGCAGUAGAAUCCUGUUCAAGCUGGACCUGACGGGGAAUGGACGGUUGGUAGAGGCAAGCAAACUGCACCUUGCGAUGGGUUGCCGGGAGGACCGUUAUAAGUUUGAAAAGUUUCGAUACAUGUGCAUCCUAUCCGGAUGUGAUUAUGUGGAUUCGUUACCCGGUAUUGGCCUUGCGAAAGCGUGCAAGUUCGUGAUGAAAACGGAGGAUCCCGACAUACGACGAGCUUUGGCAAAAAUACCGGCUUAUCUAAAUAUGCGGCAACUGACCGUGACGGAGGAGUACAAGGACGAAUUCCUGAAGGCAGACGCUACAUUCAGGCACAUGGUGGUGUACGAUCCCCUGCAAAGGCGACAAACUAGACUGACGGAUCCGGAUGAAGUGGAAACUCCAGAACAGUACUGCUGCAAUGCAGGCAAAUUUUUGGAUGAAAAUACCGCAUUUGAGCUGGCUGUCGGAAAUUUGGAUCCCUUUUCUCUGCGCAAAAUGGACGAUUGGCAUCCUGACUCAGUGGAAAAAGGGGAACUUACUGCAAUGGGUAGAAAAAUGUUGAACCUCAGCAUCUGGAGGAAAGAUUUCAAUGCACAGAAGGAUGCGAAAGCUCAAAUGCAAACACAGAAAAUUUCAUCGUUGUCUGCAUUCGUGAAACGAUCAUUGCAAGCCGUGGAUCAAACUGACCACGAGUGCAAGGAAACGAUCGAAGAUGUCUUGCAGGCUUACAGUAUUCAGAGCGAUGAGCCCGUCUCGAAGCGAUUAUGCCAGGUACAGUCGGCUAUGUCGACUACCGCAUCGAAAGUAUCAAUCGAGUACAAACACUUAGAGGCACUAGAUGUGCUAGGACAAUUAGAUCAACCUGCCACACCGAAACGGAAGCGUAAUCCAUUUGCAGUUUCUCCUAGUAGACUUGCUGCCAGAAGAGCCGAUUCGGCUGAUGAAUUGCUUUCACCAACGAAGAUAACGGCGGCAAACCGAUCACUGUUGCAUAACAUAAGCCCGGUAAAGAGGAUAGAUUAUACUCAGCAACGCAGUCAGCUUGCAGUGAAAGAGUCAACCAAUGGUGCAGCUACUGUAGGUCGAUUGGGUCGUUUGAAAUCGACCCAUAGCAAAGGUGUGUCGGGUCUUGCUGAUGAACCAAAAGUGAUUAGCCGAUUUUUCUGCUCACAAGCAAAGUUACAAAUGCCUCAAACGAAUAUCAGCUCUAUUAUAGGUGGUCCCAUUAGUAGCCCCAGUAAGAAUUGCAGAACAUCUGGCGGUAAUAUACUGGUGUCGCCCACUGCCAUUGUAAAGGAAAUAAAAAGUAAACGAGAUGCCCAAGCUCUUAAAGCGACUGCGCUUUAUCUCAGUUCGCCGGAAGCACGAUUACAGUGUCGUGGCGAUCGUACGCCAGUGAAACGUCGGCCCAAUGCAUCGUCACCCGAAACAGAUGCGGAAAAGGGCGAGAUACUAGGUAAGCUGGAUGGUGGUAUGGCAUCGGCAGUUGAUAUUAAUGCGCAGGUCGAUGAAGCAGCUUCAAUGGAUGAAGAUAUUAGUACAGGAUUAAGCUCUUCACAGAAAGAAAAUGACGAUGUUGAGAUCACUGUGACUGAAAAACAAUGUUCAAACCAAAAACCACGUACCGCACGAUUGGCGUUGUUUGAACGGCAGGUAACGAAAAUAUUGAACCAAACUCCGAAUCCUUCGGAGACCGUGGAAGAGGAGCUUGCAAUUGUUCUUGACGACGAUAGUAGCGAUGAGGAUAACGUAAGAAAGCUUCAAACAAACGACCGACAGCAAACUGAAGAACGAAAUUCUGCACUGCCCCAUCACAGCACAGCAAAUGUAGAAACAUCAACUAAAAUUAAGGCACGUUCGUCGUGUAAACGGCCAGGAUUGUCUAUCAAUAGGAAAUUUACCCAUUCCAAAACGGAUAACAGUGCAGGAUUGACUCAAACUCGAUUGUCCAUGUUCGGGUUUCAGAAAAAGCCUUCAAUGCAACUGAACAAUUAA